Molecule: messenger RNA, 9198 nt
Organism: Lipotes vexillifer (Yangtze River dolphin)
Lineage: Eukaryota; Metazoa; Chordata; Mammalia; Artiodactyla; Lipotidae
Gene: EP400
Product: E1A binding protein p400
Exons: 52
Coding region: 1-9198 (3065 amino acids)
Biological process (GO): DNA repair
Cellular component (GO): NuA4 histone acetyltransferase complex; Swr1 complex
Molecular function (GO): ATP binding; chromatin binding
Source: RefSeq, a predicted model, not a curated record
AUGCACCAUGGCAGCGGCCCUCAGAACGUCCAGCACCCGCUGCAGAGGUCCAGGGCCUUCGCCGGCAGUGAAGAAGAGCAGCAGGCCCGUCCCAACCCCCCGCAGUCCCCCGCCACGCCCUUUGCGCCGGCAGCAAGCCCGUCCGCGCCCCAGUCCCCUGGUUACCAAGUUCAGCAACUGAUGAACCGCAGCCCCGUGGCCGGGCAGAGUGUGAACAUCGCCCUUCAGAAUGUGGGGCCGGUGGUGGGAGGGAACCCCCAGAUCACGCUGGCCCCACUGCCGCUGCCCAGCCCCACUUCUCCGGGAUUCCAGUUCAGUGCGCAGCAGAGGCGGUUUGAGCAUGGGUCUCCAUCGUACAUCCAGGUCACCUCGCCGCUGUCCCAGCAGGUGCAGACUCAGAGCCCCACCCAGCCCAGCCCUGGGCCGGGACCGGGCCUGCAGAGCGUGCGGGCGGGAGCCCCUGGCCCCGGCCUGGGCCUAUGCAGCAGCAGUCCCACCGGGGGCUUCGUGGAUGCCAGUGUGCUGGUGAGACAGAUCAGCCUGAGCCCGUCCAGUGGCGGCCACUUCGUGUUCCAGGAGGGCUCAGGCCUGGCGCAGAUGGCCCCGGGCGCCCAGGUUCAGCUGCAGCACACGGGGACGCCCAUCACGGUCAGAGAACGGAGACUCUCGCAGCCCCACGCGCAGUCGGGGGGCACCGUCCAUCACCUGGGACCUCAGAGCCCCGCGGCCGCAGGCGGGGCUGGCCUGCAGCCCCUGUCCAGCCCCGGCCACAUCACCACGACGAGCUUGCCACCCCAGAUCAGCAGCAUCAUCCAGGGGCAGCUGAUCCAGCAGCAGCAGGUGCUGCAGGGGCCUCCGCUGACCAGGCCUCUGCUCCCCGGCGUCGGGGGGACUUCGGCGUUUGGGAUGACGUCCCCACCGCCCCCCACCAGCCCUUCCAGGACCGCAGCGCCCCCGGGCCUCUCCAGCCUUCCUGUCCCGUCUGCGGGGAGCGCGGGGAUAAGAAAGGCUCCCAGGAAGUUGGAAGAGAUCCCCGCGGCCUCCCAGGAGCUGGCUCAGAUGCGGAAGCAGUGCCUGGACUACCACUUCAGGGAGAUGGAGGCUCUGAAGGCGGCCUUCAAGGAGUACUUGGUCGAGCUGUUCUUCUUGCAACACCUUCAGGGAAACAUGAUGGAUUUCCUAGCUUUCAAGAAGAAGCAUUAUGCCCCGUUACAAGCUUACCUUAGGCAGAAUGAUUUGGACCUGGAGGAGGAGGACGAGGAUGAGGACGAGGAGAAGUCUGAGGUCAUCAACGACGAGCAACAAGCCCUUGCAGGGACCCUUGUGGCAGGGGCUGGCAGUGUGAUCGAAACGGACCCCUUUAAGAGGCAGCAGGCGGGACCUCCGGCAGAGCAGUCUAAGAGACCUCGACUCGAAGUGGGUCACCAAGGGGUAGUUUUCCAGCACCCAGGGGUGAAUACAGGAGUUCCUCUCCAGCAGUUAAUGCCGACAGUUCAAGGGGGAAUGCCACCCGCGCCGCAGGCCGCUCAGCUCGCCGGCCAGAAGCAGAGCCAGCAGCGGUACGACCCCUCCACGGGGCCCCCGGUGCAGAACGCCGCCAGCCUGCACACGCCACCGCCGCAGCUGCCCACCAGGCUGCCACCGGCCGGCCUCCCUGCCGCACCCCUGCCGCCGGCGCUGCAGUUCCCCCCGCAGCCGCAGACGGCGGAGCCGCAGACCCCGCUCCCGGUGCCAGUGAAGACGCAGCCGCCAAGCGCCCCCGCCCCGGCACCCCCGCCCGGCCAGCUCCCCGCGGCCCUCCACGUCCCGGUGCCCACGAAGGCGCAGAUGCAGGCCCCUCCGCUCCCGUCCCAGCCGCAGACGGUGGCGCCACCCAGACCGCCCAUGGACCCCGCCCAGCCCUGCCCACGGCCGCUGCCCUCCGCCUCCUCGGCCUCGACCGUUGUCCCCGCCAGUGGCUCAGGCCCGGGGCCUUCGCCUGCCCGGGCCUCCCCGGUGAACAGACCCUCCCCGGCAGCCAAGUCGCUGUCUCCGGUCAUCGCCCGCUCCCCGGGGGCAGCCGUGUCAGCGCCCCCGAAACCACAGAGCCCCGCUCAGAGUGCCGCCGCGCCCCACGACGGUUCUCAGGACAAGCUGGCGGCGCAGGUAGCGCUGGAGAACCAGAUCCAUCAGCGGAUAGCAGAUUUAAGGAAAGAAGGCCUGUGGUCCCUCAGACGGCUGCCCAAGCUGCAGGAGGCCCCGCGGUCCAAAUCGCACUGGGACUACCUGCUAGAGGAGAUGCAGUGGAUGGCCACAGACUUUGCCCAGGAGAGGAGGUGGAAGGUGGCUGCUGCCAAGAAGCUUGUCAGAACUGUGGCGCGUCACCACGAAGAGAAGCAGCUUCGGGAGGAGCGGGGAAGGAGAGAAGAGCAGAACCGGCUGAGACGGAUAGCUGCGUCCACUGCUAGGGAAAUAGAAUAUUUUUGGUCAAAUAUUGAACAGGUUGUGGAAAUAAAACUACAAGUAGAAUUAGAAGAAAAAAGGAAAAAGGCUUUAAAUUUCCAGAAAGUUUCCCGGAAAGGUAAAGAGUCGAGACCUACAGGGCUUGAUGCGUUACGGGAAAACUUUGUGGAUUCGGGGAUACCUGGAAGGAAAAGAAAAGCAAGCACAUCUUUAACCGAUGAUGAAGUGGAAGACGAGGAGGAGACGAUUGCAGAGGAAGAGGCGCUGGAGGGGGCUGCGGACCACCAGGCGGAGCUGUUGGAGUUAGCCAGAGAAGCUGAAUUGCCCUUAAUUGACUUGAUGAAGUUGUAUGAAGGUGCCUUUCUGCCGAAUUUCCAGUGGCCCCAACCUAAACCUGACAGUGAAGAGACAAGUGAAGACGAAGACGUGGAAGACUGCUCAGGUGACCGGGAGAGCCGGAAGGGUGUGGUUCUCAUCGACUCGCUCUUCAUCAUGGACCAGUUUAAAGCCACAGAGAGAGUGGUUGUCGGGAAGCCUCACACAAAGGACAUCGCGGAAGUGACCGCUGUGGCCGAAGCCAUCCUGCCCAAGGGCAGUGCUCGGAUCAGCACCGCGGUGAAGUUGAACGCUCCGGCUCUUCUGUACGGUGCCCUCAGAGAUUACCAGAAGAUUGGCCUGGACUGGCUGGCCAAGCUCUACCGGAAGAACCUCAAUGGCGUUUUGGCAGAUGAAGCUGGGCUUGGUAAAACAGUGCAGAUCAUUGCUUUUUUUGCCCACCUAGCCUGUAACGAAGGCAACUGGGGCCCUCAUCUUGUCGUCGUGAGGGGCUGUAACAUCCUCAGGUGGGAGCUUGAACUGAAGCGCUGGUGUCCGGGGCUCAAGACGCUCCUGUAUGUCGGCAGCCGCAGAGAGCUCAAGGCAAAGAGACAGGGGUGGACAGAGCCCAACCGUAUCAACGUCUGUAUCACGUCCUACAAGCAGUUCUUCAAGGGCUACGCGUCCUUCACGCGGGUGCGCUGGAAGUGCCUGGUCAUCGACGAGAUGCAGCGUGUGAAGGGCAUGACUGAGAGGCACUGGGAGGCCGUGUUCACCCUGCAGAGCCAGCAGCGACUGCUGCUCAUUGAUGCCCCGCUGCACAACACCUUCCUGGAGCUGUGGACCAUGGUGCACUUCCUCAUCCCGGGCAUCUCCAGGCCGUACCUGCACUUGCCCCUGAAAGCCCCCAGCGAGGAGAACCAGGACUACUACCACAAAGUGGUCAUCCGGCUGCACCGGGUGACACAGCCCUUUAUUCUGCGGAGAACUAAGAGAGACGUGGAGAAGCAGCUGACGAAGAAAUACGAGCACGUCCUGAAGUGCCGCCUCUCCAGCCGACAGAAGGCCUUGUACGAGGACGUCAUCCUGCAGCCGGGGACGCAGGAAGCUCUGAAGAGCGGGCGCUUUGUGGACGUGCUGAGCAUCCUCCUGCGGCUGCAGCGGAUCUGCAACCACCCCGGGCUGGUGGCGCCCCGGCUCCCGGAGUCCUCCUACACGGCGGGGCCGCUGCAGUGCCGCUCGGCCUCGCUCAUCCUGAAGGCGCUUGACCGAGACUUCUGGAAGGAAACCGACCUUUCUAUAUUUGACCUUAUUGGCUUAGAAAAUAAAAUGACCCGUCACGAGUCAGAACUGCUGGGCAAGAAGAAGGUGACACGGAGGCUCUUCGAGGAGCUGUUCACCGCGCCGCCGCCGUCGGGCAGGCCAGCGGCUAUCAGACUGAAGCCCAGCAGGUUGUUUCAGCCCGUGCAGUACGGCCAGAAGCCCGAGGGCCGCACCGUGGCUUUCCCCAGCACACACCCGCCCCGCACGGCCACGCCCACAGCCACUGCCACGCCGCAGGGCCACGUUCGAGGACGGCCGCCCGUCGCCACGUUCUCUGCAAAUCCAGAUGCAAAAGCGCCAGCAACCCCGUUUCAGACCUCUCAGCCCUCCACCGGUGCUCCGAGACACCAGCCUGCCUCGACCUUCAGCACAGCACCUAGCCCAGCCCAUCCUGUGAAACUGCGGGCUCAAACCACUGCCCCGGCCUCCACCCCGGGCCCGCCCCAGCCCCAGCCCCAGGCCCCCUCGCACCCGGCCGGGCAGAGCGCGCUGCCUCAGGGGCUGGUGCUCACCUCGCAGGCCCAGGCGCGCCUGCCUAGUGGGGAGGUGGUCAAAAUAGCCCAGCUGGCUUCCCUCGCGGGCCCGCCGAGCCGAGUCGCCCAGCCGGAGAGCCCCGUGACGCUUCAGUUCCAGGGCAACAAGUUCACCUUGUCGCAUAGCCAGCUGCGGCAGCUGACAGCCGGCCAGCCCCUGCAGCUCCAAGGCAGCGUCCUCCAGAUUGUGUCCGCGCCUGGGCAGUCCUACCUGCGACCUCCAGGCCCCGUGGUGAUGCAGACAGUGUCUCAGGCGGGGGCCCUGAACGCCCUGGGAAGCAAGCCCCCGGCCGGCGGCCCAAGCCCCGCGCCCAUGACCCCGCCAGUGGGUGUGCCCAGCCGAGUGGCAGUCAGUCCCCUGGCCGCAGGAGAACCUGGAGUGGCCUCCAAGCCAGCCUCUCCCGUCGCCGGGCCGACCCAGGAGGAAAAGACCAGACUUUUGAAAGAGCGGCUGGACCAGAUUUACUUUGUCAACGAACGGCGCUGCUCUCGCACCCCGGUCUACGGCAGAGACCUGUUGGGGGUUUGUUCCCUGCCCAGCAGAGGGCAGUUGCCUUGGCUCGGGGCUCCUGAUGGAGGUCAUGGGAAGGGGGCUGGGCCCGCGAGCCGGUGCACGUCACCCUCGACAACUCACAGGGACCUGAUUUUGACGCUGACUCAACGUCAGGAAUCCCUCCAGGACGUCAUGGACAGGGUGGUGUGCGUGAUCCCGCCGGUGGUGGCCGCGCCCCCGUGCUUGUGGGUGGCGAGGCCACCCUCCCGCUACAGCCACAAGAUGAGGCUCUUCAGACACUACCUGCGGGAGCACACGGCGCCCUUCGCCCAGCAGCUGCAGCGGGUGACAGCUCUGCGCUCACUGCGGUUUCCCGAGCUGAGACUGGUCCAGUUUGACUCAGGAAAGCUGGAAGCGUUGGCUAUCUUACUUCAGAAGUUGAAAUCUGAAGGACGUCGAGUGCUGAUUUUAUCGCAGAUGGUUCUCAUGUUAGACAUUUUAGAAAUGUUCUUGAACUUCCAUUAUCUCACCUAUGUAAGAAUUGACGAAAACGCCAACAGUGAGCAACGGCAGGACCUGAUGAGGAGUUUCAACCGGGACCGGCGGGUCUUCUGUGCCCUCCUUUCCACACACAGCCGCGCCACGGGCGUGAGCCUGGUGGAGGCGGACGCGGUGGUGUUCUACGACCACGACCUCAACCCGGUGAUGGACGCCAAGGCCCAGGAGUGGUGCGACCGGAUUGGGCGGCGCAAGGACGUGCACAUAUACAGGCUCGUGAGUGGCAAUUCCAUUGAAGAGAAAUUGUUGAAAAAUGGAACCAAAGAUUUGAUCCGAGAAGUGGCUGCUCAGGGAAACGACUACUCCAUGGCGUUCCUCACGCAGCGGACGAUCCAGGAGCUGUUUGAGGUUUAUCCACCCAUGGAUGACACUGGCUUCCCAGUGAAAGCCGAGGAGUUCGUCGUCCUUUCUCAGGAACCUUCUGUCACAGAAACCAUCGCACCCAAAAUUGCCAGACCUUUCAUAGAGGCCCUCAGGAGCAUCGAGUGUCUGGAGGAGGACGCACACGAGCCGGCAGAGGAGUUGGCGCCCGGGUCUCGGCGCCCCGACGGUUCCCGGUGGGGCGAGGAGCCCUCGCCCCUGGAGGAGUUAGCGGACUUCAUGGGACAGCUCACACCAAUUGAAAAAUAUGCUUUGAAUUACCUGGAAUUAUUCCAUACUUCCACUGAUCAAGAAAAGGAGAGAAAUAGUGAGGGCGCCGUGCUGGCCGCCGUGGGCGAGUGGGAGGCCCGGCACGCGCGGGCACUGCGGGAGCGUGAGGCCCGGGCACGGCGUGAGCCUGAGCAGCAGCUGCUCACCUACACCCGGGAGGACGCCUGCCGCGCGGAGUUCGUGUACGAGGGCGCCGACGGGCAGACGGAGGUCAUGCCGCUUUGGACGCCGCCCACGCCCCCCCAGGACGACAACGACAUCUACAUCGACUCGGUCAUGUGUCUCAUGUACGAAACCACGCCCAUCCCGGAGUCCAAGCUGCCGCCCGUGUACGUGAGGAAGGAGCGCCGGAGACACAAGACGGACCCGUCAGCCGCCGGCAGGAAGAAGAAGCAGCGCCACGGGGAGGCCGUGGUGCCCCCGCGGUCGCUGUUUGACCGCGCCGCGCCCGCCAUGUUGAAGGCCCGCCGAGAGGGGAAGGAGCAGAGGAAGAACAUCCUCCUGAAGCAGCAGGCGCAGUUCGCCAAGCCUCUGCCCGCCUUCGCCAAGCCGGCCGCCGAGUCUGGUCCCGACAGCCCGGAGUGGCUCAUCAGCGAGGACUGGGCGCUGCUGCAGGCCGUGAAGCAGCUGCUCGAGCUGCCGCUCAACCUCACCGUCGUGUCCCCGGCCCACACGCCCAACUGGGACCUCGUCAGCGACGUCGUCAACUCCUGCAGCCGCAUCUACCGCUCCUCCAAGCAGUGCCGGAACCGCUACGAGAACGUGCUCAUCCCGAGGGAGGAGGGGAAGAGUAAGAACAACCGCCCUCUGCGCACGGGCCAGAUGUACGCUCAGGACGAGAACGCCACGCACACCCAGCUGUACACGAGCCACUUUGACCUGAUGAAGAUGACUGCGGGCAAGAGGAGCCCCCCCAUCAAGCCUCUGCUUGGCAUGAAUCCCUUUCAGAAAAACCCCAAGCACGCUUCCGUGUUGGCAGAAAGUGGAAUCAACUACGACAAACCCCUGCCUCCUAUUCAGGUCGCAUCCCUCCGGGCGGAGCGCAUCGCCAAGGAAAAAAAGGCACUGGCCGACCAGCAGAAGGCGCAGCAGCCGCCUGUGGCACAGCCGCCACCGCCACCGCCACCGCCGCAGCCGCAGCCACCGCCACCGCAGCAGCCGCCCCCGCCGCUGCCCCAGCCCCCGUCGGCCGGCAGCCAGCAGCCUGCGGGGCCGCCCGCCGUCCAGCCCCAGGCCCAGGCGCAGCCCCCGGCGCAGCCCACGCCGCCUCCGCCGAAGGUGCCCCCUGCGAUCACGACGGUGGGCAGCGCUGCAGUGCUGGCAGGAGCCAUCAAGACAUCCGUCACAGGGACAAGCAUGCCCACGGGCACAGUGAGCGGAAAUGUGAUCGUGAACACCAUCGCCGGCGUGCCCGCUGCCACCUUCCAGUCCAUUAACAAGCGCCUCGCUUCACCCGUGGCACCUGGAGCCUUGACUACCUCGGGAGGCUCUGCUCCUGCCCAGGUGGUCCACACCCAGCCUCGAGCAGUUGGGUCCCCUGCCACGGCCACGUCCGACAUGGUGUCCCUGGCACCGACUCAGGGUGUUCGAGCAGUCACCUCGGUGACUGCCUCGGCUGUGGUCACUACCAGCCUGACCCCGGUGCAGACCCCGACCCGGUCUUUGGUGACUCAAGUGUCCCAAGCCACAGGGGUCCAGCUUCCAGGGAAAACCAUCACGCCCGCGCACUUCCAGCUCCUGCGGCAGCAGCAGCAGCAGCAGCAGGCCUCGCAGGUGCAAGUCCCGCAGAUCCAGGGCCAGGCCCAGGCGCCGGCACAGAUCAAGGCGGUGGGCAAGUUGACACCGGAACACCUGAUCAAAAUGCAGAAGCAGAAACUGCAGCUGCCCCAGCAGGCGCCCCCAGCACAGGCCCCGCCGGGGCCCCCGCAGCCAACGGCACAAGUGCAGGUGCAGCCCCCGCAGCCCACGCAGCAGCAGAGCCCCCAGCUCACCACGGUCACGGCCCCGAGGCCCGGCGCCCUGCUCACGGGCACCACCGUGGCCAACCUCCAGGUGGCCCGGCUCACCCGGGUCCCCACUUCACAGCUGCAGGCUCAAGGGCAGAUGCAGGCCCCGGCGCCCCAGCCGGCCCAGGUGGCGCUGGCGAAGCCCCCGGUGGUGUCGGUGCCCGCAGCCGUGGUCUCCUCGCCGGGCGUCACGACGCUGCCCAUGAACGUUGCUGGGAUCAGUGUGGCCAUCGGGCAGCCGCAGAAAGCCGCAGGGCAGACUGUCGUGGCCCAGCCUGUGCACGUCCAGCAGCUGCUGAAGCUCAAGCAGCAGGCCGUCCAGCAGCAGAAGGCCAUCCAGCCGCAAGCCGCCCCAGGCCCGGCCGCCGUCCAGCAGAAGAUCACGGCACAGCAGAUUGCCGCUCAGGGCCAACCACAGAAGGUCACCUACGCUACCCAGCCAGCCCUUAAAACCCAGUUUCUCACCACGCCCAUCUCCCAGGCCCAGAAACUGGCUGGGACCCAGCAGGUGCAGACCCAGAUCCAGGUUGCGAAACUCCCUCAAGUCGUCCAGCAGCAGACACCCGUGGCCAGCAUCCAGCAGGUUGCCUCUGCUUCCCAACAGGCUUCCCCACAGACUGUGACCCUCACCCAGGCGACAGCAGCCGGGCAGCAGGUCCAGGUGAUCCCCGCAGUGACAGCGACAGCACAGGUGGUCCAGCAGAAGCUCAUGCAGCAGCAAGUCGUGACCACGGCGGCGGCCCAGCUGCAGACCCCCGGUGUUCCCAACCCAGCCCAGGUGCCGGCCAGCUCCGACAGCCCGAACCAGCAGCCCAAGCUCCAGAUGAGAGUCCCCGCCGUCAGGUUAAAGACGCCCACCAAGCCUCCGUGCCCCUAG